Lagenorhynchus albirostris (white-beaked dolphin) is the source of this 4190-nucleotide messenger RNA. RefSeq lists its product as uncharacterized. The record is from RefSeq and is a predicted model, not a curated record. Gene Ontology annotation, molecular function: aspartic-type endopeptidase activity; nucleic acid binding; RNA-DNA hybrid ribonuclease activity. NCBI's taxonomy places the organism in Eukaryota, Metazoa, Chordata, Mammalia, Artiodactyla, Delphinidae. The transcript has 3 exons. Gene Ontology annotation, biological process: DNA integration; proteolysis.
AUGAAUGCAUGUCCUAUCUCAGCUAAAAGGUCAUGGGUACAAGGAGCCACUGGGAAUAAACAAUAUUCAUGGACCACACGAAGGACAGUAGAUCUUGGGAUUGGACGAGUAACCCAUUCAUUUUUGAUUAUUCCGGAAUGCCCCUAUCCUUUGCUGGGAAGAGAUUUACUCUCCAAAGUAGGGGCUCAAAUCCACUUUCAGCCAGAAGGUCCCACCAUAACUGAUAAUAAAGGAAGGUUACUUCAAAUAUUGCCUAUGAAAUUAGAAGAUGAAUAUAAAUUAUACGAGCAGCCUUCAUCCUCACGAGUUAAUGUUACAGAUUGGGUAACUCGGUUCCCUCAAGCCUGGGCAGAAACUGCCGGAAUGGGGAUGGCCAAAAAUCGGCCCCUGGUGCUAGUGGAACUCAAGGCAACUGCCACCCCAAUAACGGUCCGUCAAUACCCCAUGAGUAGAGAAGCCAAAGACGGUAUCCGUCCCCAUAUACAGAGGCUACUAGACUUGGGCAUCUUAAUAAGAUGUCAAUCAGCAUGGAACACCCCUCUCCUGCCGGUAAAGAAACCAGGAACAAAUGAUUAUCGGCCGGUGCAGGAUCUACGAGAGGUAAACAAACGGGUGGCAGACCUCCACCCCACAGUUCCAAACCCUUACAACCUCCUGAGCACUCUUCCACCUCAACAUACGUGGUAUACUGUUUUGGACCUUAAAGAUGCUUUUUUCUGUUUAAGACUCUCUCCCCUGAGCCAACCCUACUUUGCCUUCGAAUGGAAAGAUCCAACAUCGGGAAUGUCUGGUCAGCCGACAUGGACACGGCUACCUCAGGGAUUUAAGAACUCCCCGACCAUCUUUGAUGAAGCCCUCCAUCAGGAUUUGGCAUUAUAUAGAGAAUCAAAUCCCCAGGUAACAUUACUCCAAUACGUUGAUGAUAUUUUAUUAGCUGCUGAGACCCAAGAAGAUUGUAUCAAGGGUACUGAAAAACUGUUAACGGAACUUGGAACCCUGGGAUAUAGAGCCUCAGCCAAGAAAGCACAAAUAUGCCAACAACAGGUCAGUUACCUGGGGUAUCUAUUAAAAGGGGGGCAAAGAUGGCUCACGGAGAGCAGAAAGGAUACGGUGGCCCAAAUUCCGGCUCCCAAAAACGCCAGGCAGGUUAGAGAAUUUUUGGGGACGGCUGGAUUCUGUAGACUAUGGAUUCCAGGGUUUGCUGAGCUGGCAUCCCCAUUGUACCCCCUAACCAAAAACAGCACUCCUUUCGUUUGGGGCGAUAAGGAACAACGGGCUUUUGACCAAAUCAAAUGAGCUUUACUUUCAGCUCCAGCCCUAGGACUGCCAGAUGUAACCAAACCUUUUCAUUUAUAUGUGGCCGAAAAUAAGGGCAUUGCAAAAGGAGUAUUGACUCAGAAAUUGGGUCCCUGGAAUCGCCCAGUUGCUUAUUUGUCAAAAAAAUUGGACCCUGUGGCAUCAGGAUGGCCCACCUGUUUAAAGAUAAUUGCUGCAGUGGCCGUUCUAGUCAAAGAUGCUGACAAACUAACUUUAGGACAAAAUCUAACGAUAACAGCUCCUCAUGCCCUGGAAAAUGUAGUCCGUCAACCACCGGAUAGGUGGCUAACUAAUGCCAGGAUGACCCAUUACCAAACCCUGUUGCUAAACUCAGAUCGCAUCAAGUUUGCUCCAGCCACAGGACUCAAUCCAGCCACCUUGCUACCUGAUCCUGACUUGGAAGGCUCCACCAUCAUACAUGAUUGUCAGGAAGUACUGGCCGCAGCACACGGCAGUAGGCCAGAUCUGAUGGACCUGCCCCUCCCUGAUGCUGAUUUCACUUGGUUCACGGAUGGGAGCAGUUUCCUGGAGGAAGGUAAGCGUCGAACUGGGGCAGCCGUGGUAGACGGAAAACAAGUCAUAUGGGCAGCGGCGCUACCACAAGGGACCUCAGCCCAACGAGCUGAAUUAAUUGCCCUGACGAGGGCAUUAGAGAUGGCAGAGAAUAAAAAAGUAAACAUCUACACAGACAGUAGAUAUGCGUUUGCUACCGCUCAUAUCCACGGUGCCAUUUACCAACAGAGAGGGCUACUAACUUCAGGUGGCAAAGAAAUUAAAAACAAAGACGAAAUCGUGGCUUUGUUGACUGCACUCAUGCUUCCUACUAAAGUCAGUAUCAUCCACUGCCCUGGACAUCAAAAAGGAAAUACCCCAAUAAUUAGGGGAAAUAAUAUGGCUGACCAAGUGGCCCGAAAAAUAGCAUCGGGAGAAGUCAUUUUAGGACUGUCAGAUAAAGUUCCUGAAAAACCAGGCCGCGAUGAAGAAAUCAUCCCGGCCACAACGAAAGGAACUUUGUCCCCUCAGCAAGCAGAAUCCAUGUUACAACAGAUGCACAGAUGGACACAUUUGGGGACUAAAAAUAUGGUAGCCUUGUUACAAAAAGCCGGGUACGAAACCCCUGGAAUGACAAAAUUAGCUGAACAAAUUGUGCAGGAAUGCGUCCCAUGUCAACAGGUAAAUGCUCACAAAGGGAAACUUGAAACUGGAAAGAGACUCAGGGGGGACCGCCCAGGAACUUACUGGGAAGUGGACUUUACCGAAGUGCGUCCUGGAAGGUACGGUAAUAAAUACCUUUUAGUUUUUGUAGACACUUUUUCAGGAUGGAUAGAGGCUUUCCCAACAAAGAAAGAAACAGCUGCUGUAGUAGCCAAGAAGAUUUUAGAAGAAAUUUUUCCUCGAUUUGGAGCACCAAAGGUAAUAGGGUCUGAUAAUGGUCCAGCCUUCGUCGCCCAGGUAAGUCAGGAUGUGGCCAGAUAUUUGGGGACUGAUUGGAAAUUACAUUGUGCAUAUAGACCCCAGAGUUCAGGUCAGGUAGAAAGAAUGAAUAGAACUCUAAAAGAGACCCUAACCAAAUUGUCCUUGGAGACUGGCGGUACAGAUUGGACGGUGCUCCUUCCUUUAGCCGUGUUCCGGGUUAGGAAUACACCUUCCCGGUACCAUCUUACUCCUUUUGAGGUGCUAUACGGGGCCCCACCUCCCCUUCUCACCUUAGGAGAAGAAAUAAAACCAGACUGUCAAAAUAACACUGACUUGUAUGCUAGGCUAUUGGGACUCCAACUGGUCCAAAAGGAGAUAUGGUCCCAACUCGCCGAGGCCUACCAACCGGGAACACCGGGAGAAACUCAUCCUUUCCAAGUCGGGGACUCCGUAUACGUCCGUCGGCAUCGAACCCAGACGUUGGAACCUCGAUGGAAAGGACCAUACACCGUCCUCCUAACCACCCCAACGGCCAUAAAAGUGGACGGCAUCGCUGCCUGGAUCCAUGCUUCACACGUGAAAGCUGCACCAGCGGCGGCAUCAUCAGGAUGGCAGGCCCAAAGAACCGACAACCCGCUCAAACUCAAGCUUCUACGAACCUAGGACUUAUAAUUUUGGUUUUACUGCCUUUAUUGACUGUAAGUGAUUUUAGCCCUCACCUCCCCCAACGUUUAACUUGGCAGGUAAUUUCUCAGACUGGAGAUGUAACCUGGUCCAUUAGUCAUACUGCACCCCCCUGGACCUGGUGGCCAGAUCUUUUUCCUGAUGUUUGUAAAUUGGCUAUAGGAGCACCUUAUUGGGAUACAGAAGAUUCUCAUGAUAUGAACACUGCCCCUUCCAAAGUUUCGGAAACUGGUUUGGGCCGGGUUGCAAAAAUGCAGGCAAAAGAAUGAUGCUUGGUAUCCUCACUUUCUACGUAUGCCCCGGGUUCCACCGCCCUUGAUCUCUGAAUUAUAAAUCUGGGGAUGUGAAACUACCGGGGAUACUAAUUGGAAACCCACCUCAACUUGGGAUUUUAUUACUGUAACGGCUAAUUAUUCUCAUAAUGAGGAUACCGGACACCGGAGUAAAUGUUCAGGAUGGUGUCAUCCCCUUAAAAUUUCCUUUAGUAAUCCCGGAAAAAGAGAUGAAAAAUGGAUAAAUGGUCAUUCUUGGGGCGUUAGAUUUUACAUGAGGGGAUAUGAUUUAGGAAUAUUAAUGACCCUUAAGCUAAAGAUUGAGACUCCUGCUCCUAUAUCAAUAGGCCCAAAUCCCGUACUUGGCCCCCCUUUGCUUCCCCCGGCCCCUUCAACUACGUCAACAAAGAAUGAGACUAAUGAAACCUCUGGAUCCAAAGAACCCACAGUUAAGCCUGGGACUCCUCAGGAUAGGAUGCUUUCUUUGGUGCAGGCAGCCUU